Molecule: messenger RNA, 984 nt
Organism: Trichoderma reesei QM6a
Lineage: Eukaryota; Fungi; Ascomycota; Sordariomycetes; Hypocreales; Hypocreaceae
Exons: 2
Cellular component (GO): membrane
Source: RefSeq, a predicted model, not a curated record
CUCGCAACCGCAACAUCAGCCCUCGCCGCGGCCACGGCCAGCGCCUCCGCCAGCAGCAGCCCCUCGGGGCCCUUCCACAUCGACGCCUCGCAGGGCGAGUGCCAGCUGCUGGGGCCCUUUGCGCUCGUCGUCCAGGCGGCGCUCGGCGGCCUGGCCAUGCUGUCGCUGGUCUACAAGCGGUGGAGGGAGCACCCGCGGCGGCCCGUCAAGGUCUGGUUCUUUGACGUCUCCAAGCAGGUCUUUGGCUCCGUCCUGGUCCACGUCUCCAACAUCUUCAUGUCCAUGUUGACCAGCGGCCGCUUCUCCAUCAAGGUCGAGCCCAGCGUCGUCGAGCGCCUCGUGGUGGCCAGAGGCGACGACUACGUGCCUAACCCGUGCUCCUUCUAUCUCUUGAACCUGGCCAUAGAUACAACCGUCGGCAUCCCCAUCCUCAUCGUCCUCCUGCGAAUCUUCAGCGCCCUGGCCUCCUUCACCCCGUUCGGCAAGCCCGCCGAGUCAAUCCGGUCGGGCUACUACGGCAACCCCCCCAACGCCUGGUGGUGGCUCAAGCAAUCCGUUAUAUACUUUGCCGGCCUCUUUGGCAUGAAGCUCUGCGUCCUCGUCAUCUUCAUCAUGAUGCCCUGGAUCUCGCAGGUCGGCGACUGGGCGCUUCGGUGGACCGAAGGCAACGAGAAGCUGCAGGUCGCCUUCGUCAUGAUGAUCUUCCCCCUCAUCAUGAACGCCCUGCAGUACUACAUCAUCGACUCCUUCAUCAAGGGCAAAGAGAUGGAUCACGAGCUGCUCCCGUCCGAGGACCAUGACGACGAUGACGACGACGACUAUGAGAGGAGGGGCGCGGGCUCGGGCAGCAUCAGCUCGGACCAGGACGAGACCCCCGUCAAAUUCAACGGACGCUCGCGCAACGGCGACGAAGAGUACGAUCCAGACGUCGACGGAGACGCUCCCACGAUUCACGGCGGCAGCUCCAGCCGACCCGGAUCCAAA